ACUAUAAAUGUCAAAAAUAAAAGGUUAUAUGUUUGUUUACAUUUUUUAUUUUUGUGUAGUCACAGAAAAAUGUAUGGAGGAUGUAAAUUGAUUUUAAUAGGUGUCCUUGCUUUUCUUGCUCUUGGUGAAGAAAUACUUGAACAUUCUAGUGAAUCUCCUAAUCUAUCAAAUGAUACAAUUGAAAGUGUAUUACCGCACAAUACUACGCUGAAUAAUGACCAGAAUGGUGACUCUACAGAAAAAGCUAACAAAACACAAAAAUUUGUUCAGUGCUUGACUGGACAAGUAAACUCCCUGGAAGUGCAACUCACCAAUGACACUGAACUGAUCAAACUCAUUCAGGUGGACCCCAAAGUAACUGACCGUGAUGGCCCAGCCUUGUGUGUACUCGUUCUGUUCUACUCAAAACACUGCCAGUUUUCAGCAAUGGCAGCCCCACACUUCAAUGCUCUGCCCAGAGCAUUCCCAGACAUCAAGAUGGUGGCUAUAAAUGCCAUCAUAUAUCGCCUAUUCAAUACUCAGAAUGGCAUAGUUGGGGUGCCUUCUCUGUUGCUUUUCCACAAUGGGAGGUCAGUGGCCAAAUUCAAUGGGACAGAGUACACACUGGACAGCUUUUCCCAAUUCAUAACGAAGCAUACAGGCAUUCCUGCUGUGGAGAAGAUGGCUGUCACUUCAGCAGACUUUUCUGGGCCUGUCACCAAUGUCCCACCAAAGGAAUAUGAUAUUUUUUUGAUUUUGUCAUGGUUGUUUAUUAUUUUUUGUGGGGGAUACUAUUUUACUCAGUCCAAGUGGUGGAGAUGGAUUGUUGAGGCUAUUAAGAGUAAUUGGAGAGAGUCUGAAGCACAUGCCCAACAUGAACAUGAUGAUUAGUGAAUGUUGGACCAAGUACUUAUGGUAGUGGAUAUGCUAUUUAAUAUUAUUUAUUGAACAUCAUGGGCCAUGAUAUGAUACUUGGAGGUAAUGAAUAUUUAUAUAAUGUCAUGAAAGACAAAGAUGGUGCAUAAAUAUUGUCAUGGUGGUAAUUAUUAUGGUCCUCAGAGCAUAUUUCAAAUGGUGAACAGGAGGUAAAUGACUGAACAUUAUCAUGUUUGAUUAUGAUUAUGAAAAGCAAAAAUAGAUAAAUAAUUUUGAAUAUAGAUUCUUUAUCUUAUAUACCAUUUUCAAUGGCUUCCUAUUUUGACAACAUUUGGAAUUGGGUUGGGGAAGUUUUUUUGACUAUUAUUGUAGUCUGUUCAGUAGUCUGUCAAUGGUUUUCAAGUCAAAACCAUAUAUAAAAGUAGUAUUUAUAUAUUUACACCUAAUUGGACAGUAUUGUAUUGUUGUUUACUUUUGUAUCAGUUCAAAAAUCCAGCACCAGAAGUCACACCCUUCCUGAUAUUAAUAAAUAUCAUUGAGUAGGUAUUCACACUAGUAAAUCUGUGUUUUCAGGGAGAGAGGAUUUUUUCAGAAAUAUGAGUAUUACUUUAAUGUUUUUCUAAUCCAAAUUAAGUGAUUUUCCAGUGUGUUUUUUGUCCCAACACCUCUAUUACUAAAUUGAGAUCAACAAUCCGUCCAACAGUGCCUAUUCUGUUGGUAUCAGUGAUUGAUGAUAAUGAUUGAUAAUAGUUUCUUUUUUUUAUCCAAUGGUGGAGCAUCAGUAGGGGGGUUAUGGGCUUCAGAAUUCCAAUAUUUAUAUAAAUAUAUAGUGGGUGUUUCCGAAACAUUGGUAACAUUUCGGGAGGUAUUCCCCGAGGCAUAUACCGGGUGGCUACGGAAGUAUUGCCUACGGAAUAUCUCAGUUAUUGUAUGAAGUAGGAUUGUGAAAUUUGGAGCGUCGAUAUAAUGACAUAUGAGCUAGAACUUGAGCACAUUGACAUGUCGAAGUUAACUUCCGGUCUGACCGGAAGUAACAUCAACUUUCUUAUUUUAAAUGGAAUCCCUAUUUUUUUUCUUUUCGCUUUAUUCAGCAUUCAAUUCCCUUUCUAAUGACAUAUCACAAGUUGGUAUCUAACCAGAAACUAGAUCAGAAAAAAAAUAUUAUUGAAAUUCACCGAGUAGGCCGUGGAAGCAAAAUGAAAGCCAAAAAUUGAAAAGUUGGCUAUGGAAACCAUACGUCACUUGAUAACAGUUGCUACUACUGUGAUAUUUUAUUUUCAUUCGUCGGCGUUAUGAAAAGCCGCCAAAAAAAAUAUUGGAAAAAUUGGGGAAAAAACAAUACUCUGUAGGUCCAUAACUUAAAUAGGAACAUACAACUUUUUCUUGCCUGUACUAUUCAGCAUAACCAUUCCUUUCUGAUGAUAUAAUAGAAAGUCAUUUUUUGAAAUGAAAUAGCAAAAAAUCCAAUUAUUAUUCUUCAAAUAACAAAAAAACAGAUUUAU
Molecule: messenger RNA, 2357 nt
Organism: Phaedon cochleariae (mustard beetle)
Lineage: Eukaryota; Metazoa; Arthropoda; Insecta; Coleoptera; Chrysomelidae
Source: the annotation of a GenBank genome assembly